AUAUGCUUCUGCGCCACUGUGAUAGCAGCCUGUAUACGAGUGGACGCGUUGAGUGUACUCUAUCUCCUCCUGAUGCUCAUAUUCCUCUUCACUCAUCGACGCGAUAUCUGCUCACGUCUCUGGCCAGCAUACAUGACCCUCCUAGGCACUCUCCUUGUCAUUCAAUACGCCGCCUGCUCGCAAAUCCCCUCCAUUCUCGUUGAAUCUCUGCCCUGGGACUCAACCGACAAUGAGACGAUUCGUUUGCAGCAGUGGCUCUAUCUACCUUCCACUUCUUAUCAACCCGAUCCACGCAAACUCAUAGUGGACUUCCUGCAAUUCAUGUUGGUUGCAGCUCAGUGGAGAGUAUUCAAGUUGGAGCAGAGACCGAAUAGUGAUAGCUAUGGUGGAGGAAGCAAUUUCCCGGUGCUUAUUGACACCCUUCCAGGACCGAAUGAUCGGGAUUUUAUCAGCACUAAAGAGUCAUACCUGGAUUACCUUCGCCACGCAGUCUUCUACUGGUUUUACUGGCUCAGCCUGGCCAUCGUUUUCGCUACUGGAGUGAGUUGGAUCACCCUCUUCUGUCUGGGCUAUAUGAUCCUCAGUUUUAUUUACCUAUGGAUGGGACAAAAUGUCAUGAUUCGACGACGCGCUAACCUCCUCGCCUCGUAA
Molecule: messenger RNA, 651 nt
Organism: Rodentolepis nana
Lineage: Eukaryota; Metazoa; Platyhelminthes; Cestoda; Cyclophyllidea; Hymenolepididae
Source: the annotation of a GenBank genome assembly